AUGAGGGCGACUGCGGUCAAAGGGGAAUUCAGUGUUAUAGAUGUGGCUAGCCGGGUCACUUUGCUCGGGAUGACUCCUGGCGAUGUGGAUUAUGAGGCUUCAGAGACCCGCGACGCUGGGGUGAUUACUGGUAGAGUUCGUCUAUAUGAUUUCUAUGCAUGUACUUUGUUUGAUUCUGGGGCGUCCCAAUCUUUUGUGUCCGCCACUUUUGCUCAGAUGUGUAAUCUAGUCAUGGAGCCUUUAUCACAAUCCCUAUUAGUGACUCUUCCAAAUGGUGAGAUGGUAUGGUGCUCCAAAGUUGCUUUAGGCUGUCCUUUGGAUUUUGGUGGGAGGACACUGGACGCAGAUUUGAUUGUAUUCAAGUUGCUUGGAUUUGAUAUAAUUUUGGGUAUGGAUUGGCUGUAUCGAUAUUCUGCAAAUAUUGAGUGUAGAAGUCGAGUAAUUGGUUUUCAACUCUCGGAUGGGGAUUAUUUAGAAUUCGUGGGAAGCAAGUUGAAGGCAAGACCAUCAAUUAUAUCAGCAAUUCAAGCUAAGAGAGAUAUAGCUUGUGGAGCAGAUGCUUUUUUGGUUCAAGUCGUGUCUACACCAUCUGAGAAGAAAUCUUUAGCGGAUAUUCUAGUGGUGGAAGAAUUUCCCGAUGUGUUCGUGGACGAGUUAUCUGGAUUGCGUCCCGUUCGCAAUAUGGAAUUUGUUAUUGAUCUGGAACCUGGGGUGGCUCCUGUGCAUAAGGCUCCUUACCGCAUGGCACCGGCUGAGUUAAAAGAGUUGAAGACUCAAUUGCUAGAAUUGGUUGACAAAUGA
Molecule: messenger RNA, 801 nt
Organism: Juglans regia (Persian walnut)
Lineage: Eukaryota; Viridiplantae; Streptophyta; Magnoliopsida; Fagales; Juglandaceae
Exons: 2
Coding region: 1-801 (266 amino acids)
Source: RefSeq, a predicted model, not a curated record